AUGGAAGGUGGUGAUAUAACUAGUAGAGUGAGUAGUGCUCGUCUAAGUAGUUCUAAUAUAUGGAGGAACACUACCUUGGAAGUUUUCUCCAAGUCUUCUUCUCAGAUUGAAGAUGAUGAAGAAGCUCUCAAAUGGGCUACUUUAGAGAAGCUUCCUACUUAUUUGCGUGUAAGGAGGGGCAUUCUUACCGAAGAAGAAGGUCAAUCUAGAGAGAUUGAUGUAAAAAGCCUAGGAUUAAUAGAAAAAAGGAAUCUUCUUGAGAGGCUAGUCAAAAUUGCAGAGCAAGAUAAUGAGAAAUUCCUGUUGAAGCUCAAGGACCGCAUUGAAAAAGUUGGGCUUGACAUGCCAACAAUUGAGGUCCGGUUCGAGCAUUUAAGUGUUGAAACGGAAGCAUAUGUUGGAAGCAGAGCAUUACCGACAAUGUUCAACUUCUCUGCUAACAUGUUUGAGGGAUCCUUGAAUUAUCUUCAUGUUCUUCCAAGUAGAAAGAAACCAUUAUCAAUCCUCAAUGAUGUUAGUGGAAUUAUCAAGCCUCGAAGAAUGACGCAGCUGUUAGGCCCACCAAGCUCAGGCAAGACCACGUUACUUUUGGCUUUGGCUGGAAAACUGUGCAAAGAACUAAAAUUUUCAGGAAGAGUGACGUACAAUGGACAUGGAAUGGGAGAGUUUGUACCACAGAGGACAUCAGCUUAUAUAAGUCAAUAUGAUCUCCACAUAGGAGAAAUGACUGUGAGAGAAACACUGGCUUUCUCUGCAAGAUGUCAAGGCGUUGGAAUCGGUUAUGAAAUGUUAGCAGAAUUAGCAAGAAGGGAAAAGGCAGCAAAUAUCAAACCAGACACAGAUAUUGAUAUCUACAUGAAGGCAGCUGCACUAGAAGGGCAAGAGGUAAAUGUUGUUACGGAUUAUAUUCUUAAGAUUUUAGGACUUGAAGUAUGUGCUGAUAUCUUGGUGGGAGAUGAAAUGGUAAGAGGCAUUUCUGGUGGACAAAAGAAACGAGUUACAACAGGGGAGAUGCUGGUUGGGCCAGCAAGAGCACUUUUUAUGGAUGAGAUAUCUACUGGUUUGGACAGUUCAACUACUUUCCAAAUUGUUAACUCACUCAGGCAAUCAAUCCACAUUUUCAAUGGAACUGCUUUUGUCUCUCUUCUCCAGCCAGCACCAGAAACAUAUGAUCUUUUUGAUGACAUAAUUCUUCUUUCUGAUGGACAAAUUGUUUAUCAAGGGCCACGCGAAAAUGUGCUUGAGUUCUUUGAAUACAGGGGAUUCAGAUGUCCUCAGAGGAAAGGAGUUGCUGACUUUUUACAAGAAGUAACAUCAAAGAAAGAUCAAGAGCAGUACUGGGCACAUAAAGAAGAGCCUUAUAGCUUUGUUGCAGUGAAGGAAUUUGAUGAAGCAUUUCAAUCAUUCCAUGUUGGUCGAAAGUUAGGUGAUGAACUUGCCAUACCAUUUGACAUAACCAAAGCUCACCCUGAUUCUCUAACAACUAAAAAGUAUGGUGUCAGCAAGAAGGAACUGUUGAAAGCUUGCAUUUCCAGGGAAUAUUUACUCAUGAAGAGGAACUCGUUUGUAUACAUUUUCAAGAUGACCCAACUUAUUAUAAUGGCUUUCGUGACAAUGACAAUAUUUCUAAGAACGGAGAUGCACCGAAACACAGAAACAGAUGGUGGAAUUUAUUUGGGUGCCCUUUUCUACACAAUCAUCGUAACUGUGUUCAAUGGAUUCUCAGAGCUUGCAAUGACCAUCAUGAAACUUCCUGUCUUCUACAAGCAAAGAGACCUUCUCUUCUAUCCUGCAUGGGCAUAUGCUCUACCCACAUGGAUUCUCAAGAUCCCUGUUUCCUUUGUAGAAGUUGCUGUAUGGGUGGUCAUGACAUAUUAUGUUAUAGACUUUGAUCCAAACAUUGGAAGAUUUUUCAAGCAGUACUUGAUACUCCUAGUUACUAGCCAGAUGGCAUCAGCAAUGUUUCGACUGACGGCUGCAUUAGGAAGGAGUGUUAUUGUUGCUAACACAGUUGGGUCAUUUGCAUUACUUGCUGUGCUAAUUCUUGGUGGAUUUAUCAUAUCAAGAGAUAGUGUGAAGAAAUGGUGGAUAUGGGGUUACUGGUUCUCACCAAUGAUGUAUGUGCAGAAUGGUAUAUCUGUGAAUGAAUUUCUUGGAAACAGUUGGAACCAUUUUCUUCCUAAUUCAACAGAGGCAUUAGGAGUUGCUUUCAUGAAGUCUCGUGGACUUUUCCCUGAAGCAUAUUGGUAUUGCAUUGCAGUUGGAGCUUUGACAGGAUAUAUCUUCCUAUUCAAUUUCCUUUUCACUUUGGCACUAAAAUAUCUUGAUCCAUUUGGCAGGCCUCACGCACUAAUAUCGGAAGAGGCCUAUGCUGAGAAAAAUGCUGCCAAAACUGGAGAGUCAAUUGAGCUAUCAUCAAAAGGGAAGAGCUCUCUAGAAAGAGGGAGUGCGAGCCAAAGAAGUGCCUCAUCCAGGACACCUUCCACAACAGUGAGCAGCUUUAGUGAUGCCAAUCAAAACAGGAAACGGGGAAUGAUUCUACCUUUUCAACCCCUUUCCAUCACUUUUGAUGAAGUCAGAUAUGCUGUAGACAUGCCACAGGAAAUGAAGGCUCAAGGUAUUUACUCAACUUCAAAAAAAAAAAAAAAAAAAAAACUUGGAGGAUUGAAACAUCUUGAAAAGUGCUAGAGUAAUUGUGAAAAGUUGAUAAAAAAAAAAUAGUCACAAAAAUAUCCCAAAGGUAAUUUUGGGUGUGACGUGAAAUAGGGACACAUACACAAUAAAAAAAUAUAUUAUAAAAGUAGUCCCUUUAUUGUGUUAGCACUUAAGAUUCAUUGUGAAUUUCUUUCCUCUUGAUAAAAAAAUUACUAUUAAAAAAAAAAAAAAAGAAAAAAAUUGGAUGCACUUUGAGUUUCAUGAUUAAUAUUAUUCUCAUAUUUUGUUUACCUUAUUCCCUUUCUUUGUUAACCACAAUCUUACCCUAUUUGACCCCAUUACAACCCUUAAAAAGACCUAAUGAUUCUUUGAAAAAUGCUUGUUACAUUAGUAGAGUUAGAUCUUUUAUGCUUGCAUAUGGGUUUGGCAAUAUAAUCUUCCAUACAUUACUCACCAUCUAUUUGAGACACAUUGGCUAUCUAUUUCAUUUAGGUUUGUUUUGGCACAAUUGACUCUUGUAGCUGGUUGGUAUUUGUUGCUUGGAUUGAUUGGUUAAUUCUUAGCUAUUCUGUAAUUGUUGAGAGUGCUUGCUUCAUUCUUUGUGCUUUUGCUGGUGGGAAUUUGGAAUGUUGGUGGCUAGAGGUAAGUUGGUGGUUUGGAUUAGUGAUUUUUGUAUUUUCAAAGACUGAUUCUAUUCCCUUCCAAAUGAGUUUGUAUGAAAUUUUGCUUAGGGACAAGCAAGAGUUUGAGUAUGGGGGAAUUUGAUGCAUGCAUUUAAUAUCAUCAUUUAGGAGUAAUUUUUGCACAUAAUUUACCCUU
Messenger RNA from Hevea brasiliensis (rubber tree), 3474 nucleotides. RefSeq names its product pleiotropic drug resistance protein 1-like. NCBI's taxonomy places the organism in Eukaryota, Viridiplantae, Streptophyta, Magnoliopsida, Malpighiales, Euphorbiaceae. Bases 1 to 2688 code for a protein of 895 amino acids. Gene Ontology annotation, molecular function: ATP hydrolysis activity; ATP binding; ABC-type transporter activity. Gene Ontology annotation, cellular component: membrane. The record is from RefSeq and is a predicted model, not a curated record. The transcript has 17 exons.